ACCGACGAAGAACGUCAACAGGAACAAGGCUAAAGGCGAACGAGUUGUCGUGCGUUUGUCUGUGAAGUGAUUCAUUUUAGUGACUAUAUUGUUGAUAAUCUUGCAGACCUACACACAAAGUCAACAUGGGGAAGCGACAGCACCAAAAAGAUAAGAUGUACAUCACGUGCGCGGAGUACACACACUUUUAUGGAGGAAAACGAUCCGAAAUACCACAGGCAAAUUUCAGACGGCUUCCGUUUGAUCAUUGCAGCUUGUCCCUUCAGCCGUUUGAGUAUCCCGUCUGCACUGAGGAGGGUGUUGUUUUUGACCUGCUGAGCAUUGUUCCAUGGAUCAAGAAGUAUGGCACUAAUCCGGCCUCAGGAGAGAAACUGGAAGCAAAGUCUCUCGUCAGACUUAACUUUGCCAAGAACAAUGAAGGAAAAUAUCACUGCCCUGUUCUAUACAAUGUCUUCACAAACAAUUCUUACAUCGUCGCCAACAAGGUCACAGGCAACGUGUUCUCUCAUGAGGCUGUUGAGCAACUCAACUUUAAAACUAAGAGUUUUAAAGAUCUGCUGACUGAUGAGCCCUUUACCAGAAAGGAUAUAAUAACACUUCAGGACCCAACAAACCUGGACAAAUUCAAUGUUUCUGACUUCUUCCACGUGAAGAACAACCUAAAGGUGUUGGAUCCAGAUGAGGAAAAAGCUAAGCAGGAUCCAGCCUACCAUCUGAGGACCACUAAUCUUGAGACCAGAGAGACCUUAGCUGAGCUGUACAAAGACUACAAGGGCGACCAGCUCCUGGCUUCCACCAUGAAGGAGCCUGAGGCUAAGAAGACGGAUAAGUUGAAUGCUGCUCACUACUCCACUGGCAGAGUUUCUGCCUCAUUCACGUCCACGGCCAUGACUCCUGCAACAAUACACGAAGCAGAUGCCAUCACAGACGACACUGUGCGUUACCAGUAUGUGAAGAAAAAAGGCUACGUCCGUGUGCACACAAACAAAGGAGACAUCAAUUUCGAGUUACACUGUGAUAAGGUUCCCAAAGCUGGAGAGAACUUUGUUCGUCUGUGUAAGAAAGGAUAUUAUGAUGGGACGGUUUUCCACAGGUCCAUCCGGAAUUUCAUGAUUCAAGGAGGGGAUCCCACUGGCACUGGCACAGGAGGGGAGUCAUUCUGGGGAAAACCUUUCAAGGAUGAGUUUCGGCCCAAUCUGUCCCACACUGGCCGGGGUGUUCUCAGCAUGGCCAACUCUGGUCCAAACACCAACAAGUCCCAGUUCUUCAUCACAUUCCGGUCAUGUACAUACCUUGACAGAAAGCACACAGUAUUUGGAAGGGUUGUUGGUGGAUUUGAGGCACUCACAGCCAUGGAGAAUGUGGAAAGUGAUCCCAAAACAGACAAACCAAAGUCGGAGAUAAAGAUCCUAAGUACGACAGUGUUCGUGGACCCGUAUGAAGAGGCUGAUGCUCAGAUCGCGGCAGAACGAGAAAAAGAGGUGCAGAGGCAAGAGGAGGAGAGGCAGCAGACCAGUGUCACCCUGAAGAAAACUAAAGAGCAGCAGGCACCAAAAACCUUCAAACAGGGUGUAGGGAAAUAUAUCAACCCGGCCACAAUAAAACGUCCUGCUGCUGAAGAUGACAGUGGCCCGUCCACCAGCGGAGCAGUGGCACCCAAGAAGUCUAAAGGCAAAAGCAGCUUCGGAGACUUCAGCUCCUGGUAGCAGCAACACUUUUAAAGUUCUCUGAUUGUUUUACUGAAAACCCCCAGUAUAUAAAACCGUAUGUCAUUAAUACAUAGGUUAUUGUAUUGUUUAUCAUUUCUCAACAGUUUUGGCAUCUUGUGAAAAUCUUAAUUAAAGUUACUUCUUUUUCUUUUUCA
Solea senegalensis (Senegalese sole) is the source of this 1864-nucleotide messenger RNA. It is a transcript of the gene ppil2, whose product is annotated as peptidylprolyl isomerase (cyclophilin)-like 2. Gene Ontology annotation, biological process: protein folding; protein peptidyl-prolyl isomerization; protein polyubiquitination. Gene Ontology annotation, cellular component: catalytic step 2 spliceosome. Gene Ontology annotation, molecular function: peptidyl-prolyl cis-trans isomerase activity; ubiquitin-ubiquitin ligase activity. Bases 126 to 1706 code for a protein of 526 amino acids. Lineage: Eukaryota; Metazoa; Chordata; Actinopteri; Pleuronectiformes; Soleidae. The record is from RefSeq and is a predicted model, not a curated record. The transcript has 20 exons.